Cygnus olor (mute swan) is the source of this 2108-nucleotide messenger RNA. It is a transcript of the gene HPCAL4, whose product is annotated as hippocalcin like 4. The coding region runs from base 218 to 793 and encodes 191 amino acids. The transcript is spliced from 4 exons. Gene Ontology annotation, molecular function: calcium ion binding. NCBI's taxonomy places the organism in Eukaryota, Metazoa, Chordata, Aves, Anseriformes, Anatidae. The record is from RefSeq and is a predicted model, not a curated record.
GGCUACAAGAGGGGCGGGAGCGGCGCGGGGCAGGGCCGGGGGCUGCAGCGCGGCCCCUCCGGUCCCGGCCCCGGCUCCGCUCCCGCCCGGCGCCGCCGCCACCCGCCAGGGCAGCACACGGGGCUGGCCAGCCGCUGGGGCAGUGCAGGACCCAGGAUCACGGCCGGCCCCGUGCUGGCACGCAGGAGCCCCCACGUUUCCCCUGCCAGGCGCAGCCAUGGGCAAGCACAGCAGCAAGCUGGCCCCGGAGAUGCUGGAUGACCUGGUGAGGAGCACAGAGUUCAGCGAGCAGGAGCUGAAGCAGUGGUACAAGGGCUUCCUGAAGGACUGUCCCACUGGCAUCCUCAACCUGGAGGAGUUCCAGCAGCUCUACAUCAAGUUUUUUCCCUACGGAGAUGCCUCCAAGUUCGCCCAGCACGCUUUCCGCACCUUUGACAAGAACGGCGAUGGGACCAUCGAUUUCCGGGAGUUCAUCUGUGCCCUGUCUGUCACCUCCAGGGGGACCUUUGAGCAGAAACUCAACUGGGCCUUUGAGAUGUACGACCUGGACGGGGACGGGAUGAUCACACGCCUGGAGAUGCUGGAGAUCAUUGAGGCCAUUUACAAGAUGGUGGGGACUGUGAUCAUGAUGCGGAUGAACCAAGACGGGCUGACGCCCCAGCAGCGCGUUGACAAGAUCUUCACUAAGAUGGACAAGGACAAGGAUGACCAGAUCUCCCUGGAGGAGUUCAAGGAGGCAGCAAAGAGCGACCCCUCCAUCGUCCUCCUCCUGCAGUGCGAUAUGCAGAAGUAGGGCCCUGAGGGCUCCUGGCUGGACGGGCUGCAGCCACCCCUGCUGCCCGUGACAGUUUCCAUCCCCACUUUCUGCUGAGCGCCCUGUGCCUGCUUCGCCCCAGGUGUGACCCACGCUCUGUCCCUGGUGCCACCCCUCUGCCUCCGCUCCUGGCCACGUCGGUGGCCGCGUCUCUCCCUCGAUGGGCAGAGCCUGCCCCGGGCACCGCUGGCUUGAAGUGCCCCCAAACCAGACCUCUCCCGUCCUGGAGCUGGACUCCCUGAGGCUGAUGGCGAGGUCCCAGCUCCCCGUGCCAGUCGCCCCCGUGCCCCUGCUGCUUGCUGCCUGCUCUCCCCACUGCUCCGCCUGGCCCGGUUCCUGAUCCCGUCUGAGAGCAGCUCUUUGCGCUGACCCCAUCGCUCGUGGUGCCUCCAGGGAGGCUGAAGGCUCUGGGUCCUGUCCCUGCUCUCUCCUCUGCUGGCAGCUCCCCGUGGGGCUGUCUGGGGGCUCGGGUCUGGCCCCAGGGAGCUGCAGCCCCCACUCCCUCUGCCCAGCUUUAGCUUUUCUGCUGCUGCUUCUGCUGCUGGGAAUGGCCAGGGCUGGUGAGGGGACUUCAGAAAGAGCAGAAGUGUCCAGGUCCACCCUUGGACAUGGCCGGUGUCUGAUCCCAGAAGCCACCUUCCAUCCCAUCACCUGUGGGAGCUGGUAGGGACAGCGGGGGACCACCAAAACUGCCCCGGUGGUAUUUGAGGUGCCUGUGGAGUUUCUGGCCUUUCUGAAAAGGGAAGUGGUGCCAGCUGUCCCAGCCUGCUGCCUCUGUCCCUCCUGCCCAGGACAGGAAUGUUGCCAGGGUGUUUAGUCUGCACGUUGUGGUGUUGAUGUCUGUAAUGUCUGUUAGGAGACUGUGGACUUGGUAUCUAUUUUUUUUUUUUAUGGAAAAAUAAAAUGUCCCCCGAGUGUGGUGUUCCCCUGAAUGGCUUACUGGGAGGCAGCUGGCUCCUGCAGCUGCGGGUGAAGCAGGAUGGGAACAUUUCCCCUGAGCAUCGCUUGUGGGGCUCACCUUGAGCCUGUGACACCCAGGAGAUGGAGGGGGUCUGCCUGGGGAGCCUUGAAGAUGGAUGAAAAGGUAACCCCUCAGCUGUGAAGGCAGCUUUGGGGGAGGGAAUAACGUUAUCCUGCAGGAGGGGGGUAGGAACAGGGAUCCCUGGCCCUGAACUAGGUCUCCCCUGUCCUCCAGGAGCUGGACCCUGGCUGCCCCUUCAUUCAGGGGCACAGCUGGGGGAGCUGGUGGUGGUGUCCUGGGCCCAUCCCGGUGUCAUCCACCCCUGGGACCUGC